AUGGCUGGUCCGGGUGGUCCAAUUAAGCCGCACGUUCCCGGUAUCUACAGAUUCACUGCUACCGCUCUCGGUGCAAGCAUGUGGUUCUUCUUAAUGUGGCGCGCAAGGAAAGACGGCCCCGUCUUACUAGGUUGGAAGCACCCGUGGGACCACUAA
This is a messenger RNA of Hypoxylon trugodes, 156 nucleotides long. RefSeq lists its product as uncharacterized. Gene Ontology annotation, cellular component: mitochondrial inner membrane. The record is from RefSeq and is a predicted model, not a curated record. Lineage: Eukaryota; Fungi; Ascomycota; Sordariomycetes; Xylariales; Hypoxylaceae. Bases 1 to 156 code for a protein of 51 amino acids. The transcript has 3 exons.